ACGCUGCCCUUGACUGACCCACGUGAGUCAGUUCAGCUGCCGAACUUCAUGCUAAGCCGGUAGCUAGCUAAACUAUCUAGCUACAUUCCGAGAAAUACGGGCCUCGCUGCUUAGAUAUCUAAUUAUUUCAGUCUAAAAGACUCUUCUGCUUAAUCUGGCUCCUGGCUGGGCUCGUCUAAAAUGUCCUGUAACAGUAAAUCUCUGCUGUUUCUACUGCAGCGGUGUGUCGCAGUCAGGCAGGUAACGUUAUCGACAGGGAUCAAAACAAGAAGCAGCGUGUUGUCAGGCAGGUGUGGGUUCAUUCAGCAGCGAACUUGGACUUCAACAAGCGGCACAGUGUGUCUGCAGAGGCUCUGUCAGCUUCAGUCCGCUGUGAAAACCAGCCGGUACAGCUUCUGUAACAAGGCAGGAGCACCUUGUGAAAAUGAAUACCCACCACUGCCGGCCUAUCAGUCUGAUUCAGAACCAGAGAAGAAGGAGGUGUACAUCGUACAGGUGAAAGGUCUCCCGUGGUCGUGUUCGGCUCAGGACCUCCUGCAGUUCUUCGCAGAGUGUAGGAUCCGUGACGGGCUGAAGGGGAUCCAUCUCACUGUGGACAAGCUGGGGAGGCCGUCGGGACGAGCCUUCAUCGAGAUGGAGCACGAGGAGGACGUCAGCAAAGCUCUGGAGAAGCACCGACAGUACCUCGGCCCACGCUAUGUUGAAGUGUUUGAAGUGACGAACAGCGAUGCUGAAGUCAUACUGAAGAAAGCCGCCCAUACUCCAUCUUCUGACGGGGUGGUACGGCUCAGAGGUCUUCCCUUCACCUGCACGGUGGCCGAUAUCGUCCAGUUUUUUUCAGGUUUGGAUAUAGUGGAGAAUGGGAUCACCAUCAUCAUGGACCACAAAGGGAGAAACUCUGGCGAGGGCUUUGUGCGAUUUUCCUCUCAAGAAGCAGCUGAUGAAGCUCUGAGGAGAGACAGAGAGGUCAUUGGAAACAGAUACAUCGAGGUGUUUCCCAGCAGAAGUGACGAGAUUCAUUCUAGUUGGAGGAAGAGGACGAGUUCAGCUUCUCCUCAGACCAGCCCUCAGUCAGCAAACAGGAGGACCGCCUCACAGACCAACCCCAAAGCUGGAUCCCCUCUGAGCUCGGCCCUGCCGCUUCAUUACAUCCAUAUGAGAGGACUUCCUUUCCAGGUGUCUGGUGAAGACGUCGUGAAGUUCUUUUUUCCUCUAGCUGUGUCUAAGAUCCUGAUUGAAUGCGGCCCUGACGGGAGGCCGAGCGGUGAGGCCGACGUUUACUUCAGUUGCCACCAGGACGCCGUGGCCGCCAUGUCCAGAGACAGACAGCACAUAGGAGAAAGAUACAUCGAGUUGUUCCUGAACUCGGCGCCAGAACAUGAUGGAAUGUGAAUGCCGACACACACAGAUGCCAAACGCACACACACAGGACUACUGUAUUUAUUUUCCAGCUUGACCUGCAUCAAACAAUAAACCUUCCUGGUGUCAAAAGAAAAA
Molecule: messenger RNA, 1497 nt
Organism: Micropterus salmoides (largemouth bass)
Lineage: Eukaryota; Metazoa; Chordata; Actinopteri; Centrarchiformes; Centrarchidae
Gene: grsf1
Product: G-rich RNA sequence binding factor 1
Exons: 10
Coding region: 181-1392 (403 amino acids)
Biological process (GO): regulation of RNA splicing
Cellular component (GO): ribonucleoprotein complex; nucleoplasm
Molecular function (GO): RNA binding
Source: RefSeq, a predicted model, not a curated record